GCCCGGUUUUUCUGCUGUCUCUCAACGUGCCCUGAAGUUGAACGCAGACUCUGGCCAACUCUACACAUGUCGUGCAAUAUCCACCCUAACAUCGGGGUCUUUCUGCAUGCACACUGGGAGACCGCUGGAUACGUCCCUAUGCGCUGCUCUUGUCCUGCCAUAGUGCUGCGAGCAUAUGGCGUUGCGACACAGAGAGGCCAGUCACAAUGGCAAAAUGUCGGCAUCCCGGUUGCUGAAUCGUCAUCGGCGGGGAUUUCAAGUGUCUUCAGGUCUGAGGUACUCAACGUCACUGGCGUCGGGGAGUUCUGUGUCUACGCUGCGUACGCUUCAUGCGGCGGGGGCUUUGCUGGCAGUGGACUCCCGCAUCCCUCACAAGUCAGUGGUGCCGAUGCGCGGAGAAUGCAGUCAGCAGCAGCAGACGCACCAGAGACCGAGGUGCCCUCUGUCGUCGUGGGUCAAUACACUGGUCCACUAGAGGCCGCACAAGAAGCGAGGACGGCUGUACAUGCCAACGCCACAAUCGGCGAUUUACGGAGUCAGACGACUCUGCAUGCCACUGGCGACGUCCUGAACACGAUGGGAGAACCGCAGGCUAUACCGGAAGGACAGGCCACACUGAACUUGCGGGACAGCGGAGGCAACGGCACCGUGCAACAACCUGCGGACAAUACUCCCGCAGAUCCGCGGGACACGGUCGUUUGCAUGGAAUUGAAGGACGGUAUGGCGUGCAACAAAACAUUCCCCAGCCGAACCUCAUUGGGACGCCACGUCCGGAAUGUCCAUCAACAACCUUUCCCAUGGGCCUGCUCCAAGUGCGAUAAGACGUUCAGCCGAAAGGAUGCGCUCAAGCGACACAAUGAACGCGUGGUCUGCUCGACGGCGUACCCUGGCGGGGUUCGACAUGGCCAUUCGAACGCUCAUAAUUUCGGUAUCCCUUUCAGUCCGCAAGUCGUCGCAGAAUAGAUAUGAUAUGUGGCAUGUUUCUCUGAGAUGUGUGUAGCCUACUUCGCUGUUUUCGCCUGAAUACGGUCAUAUGGCGUAUGAUCAACUGUCAUGGCGAUGCUCUGUGACUUUACGAAACAGAAGCUAUGUUAUGGGUAUCUGAGAGUCUAUAUAUGCA
This is a messenger RNA of Fomitopsis serialis, 1120 nucleotides long. RefSeq lists its product as uncharacterized. Bases 67 to 963 code for a protein of 298 amino acids. The record is from RefSeq and is a predicted model, not a curated record. NCBI's taxonomy places the organism in Eukaryota, Fungi, Basidiomycota, Agaricomycetes, Polyporales, Fomitopsidaceae. The transcript is spliced from 5 exons.